Messenger RNA from Drosophila bipectinata, 3177 nucleotides. It is a transcript of the gene Src64B, whose product is annotated as Tyrosine-protein kinase Src64B. Gene Ontology annotation, cellular component: extrinsic component of cytoplasmic side of plasma membrane. Gene Ontology annotation, molecular function: signaling receptor binding; ATP binding; non-membrane spanning protein tyrosine kinase activity. Gene Ontology annotation, biological process: cell surface receptor protein tyrosine kinase signaling pathway; protein phosphorylation; innate immune response. The record is from RefSeq and is a predicted model, not a curated record. NCBI's taxonomy places the organism in Eukaryota, Metazoa, Arthropoda, Insecta, Diptera, Drosophilidae.
CCACCAACUGCCCACAAAUUUUCACCGCCACUGCGAUUCGGACGCGUUCUCGGAGCGAUUCUUCGUCGGUCGGUUUUGUCGUUGUCGUUUGUCGGCUUUUGGCCAACAAAAAUAGAAAACAUUUGUGAAUAAAUCCGGGCAUUUCGGUGCGAAAAGCUGAAUGAAAAACCGUGAAUAAAAGCCAACAACAGCAACAAAAUCGGCGACUGCGUUUACGGUCGUAACUGUAAAUUGCUCGACUGCUAUUAACAGCAACAACUACCACACAAAAAUUAAAGAGAAAAAAAAAGAAAAGAACGACACCAGAAGUUUUGAUUUAUUCUAAUUAAAAAGGCCACGAUAACCAACUCUGUCCGAAUCAAAGGUGACUGACGACAAUGUGCAGACGGUCGCUGGCUGAAGUCGCUGGCAGGAGACAGCAGUUGCAGCAGCUGUGAACGUGGCUGUGGCAGAUACUUUUUAUAUUGACCAACACGACAUGCGUUUUUGCAGCUCGGCCAACCACGCUGGCAGAUGAAUUGAAUGGCAAAUGCCCUCCAAACCUUAAGGCCGGGGCCCAACAAACUUGACUGAUAGCUUAAACUACUUACUAGACCCAACACACCAACCAAGCAAACAAUUUUUGUAAUUAUUGCUAAGAGACUUUUGCAAGGAAUUCGUCAUAUGCCAAAUAUGUGUUGCACCAACUGAAGCUGAAUAUAUAGACACCAUUACUUACCGCCACAAGCAUCAUUGAAGCACAUCACUCGCCAGCCAACCUCAAGGAGCACGCUCGCAGCUGAGACACGGAGUGAACUGAGAAAGCCAUGGGCAACCAAUGCUGCAGCAAGCGUCAGGAUCAGGAAUUGGCACUGGCCUAUCCCACUGGGGGCUACAAGAAAUCCGACUACACCUUCGGCCAGACGCACAUCAACAGCUCUGGCGGCGGCGGCAACAUGGGCGGCGUACUCGGCCAGAAGCACAACAACGGGGGCUCCCUGGACUCGCGCUACACCCCGGAUCCCAAUCACCGGGGUCCUCUGAAAAUCGGCGGAAAGGGCGGCGUUGACAUCAUCAGACCGCGCACCACACCAACCGGCGUGCCUGGUGUGAUGCCCAAGCGAGUGGUGGUGGCCCUCUACGACUACAAGUCCCGCGACGAGUCCGAUCUGAGCUUUAUGAAGGGCGACCGCAUGGAGGUCAUCGACGACACCGAGUCCGAUUGGUGGCGCGUCGUGAAUCUGAGCACCCGCCAGGAGGGUCUCAUCCCGCUCAACUUUGUGGCCGAGGAGCGCAGCGUCAACAGCGAAGACUGGUUCUUUGAGAACGUGCUGCGCAAGGAGGCCGACAAGCUUCUACUGGCCGAGGAGAACCCACGUGGCACUUUCCUGGUGCGACCCUCGGAGCACAAUCCCAAUGGCUACUCGCUGUCAGUGAAGGAUUGGGAAGACGGACGUGGGUAUCAUGUGAAGCAUUAUCGCAUCAAGCCGCUGGACAACGGUGGCUACUACAUUGCCACCAAUCAGACCUUCCCCUCGCUCCAGGCUCUGGUCAUGGCCUACAGCAAAAACGCUCUCGGCCUGUGCCACAUACUGUCGCGUCCCUGCCCCAAGCCACAGCCCCAGAUGUGGGAUCUGGGACCGGAGCUGCGUGACAAGUACGAGAUUCCGCGCUCGGAGAUUCAGCUGCUGCGGAAGUUGGGUCGCGGCAACUUCGGCGAGGUGUUCUACGGAAAGUGGCGCAACAGCAUCGAUGUGGCCGUUAAGACUCUGCGCGAGGGCACCAUGUCCACGGCUGCCUUCCUCCAGGAGGCGGCCAUCAUGAAGAAGUUCCGCCACAACCGCCUGGUAGCUCUUUACGCAGUCUGCUCUCAGGAGGAGCCCAUCUACAUUGUGCAGGAGUACAUGUCCAAGGGCAGUCUGUUGGACUUUUUGCGCGAAGGCGACGGCCGCUACUUGCACUUCGAGGAUCUCAUCUACAUAGCCACCCAGGUGGCCAGCGGCAUGGAGUAUCUGGAGUCCAAGCAGCUCAUCCACCGCGAUUUGGCGGCCCGCAACGUCCUCAUUGGCGAGAACAAUGUGGCGAAGAUUUGUGAUUUCGGACUGGCCCGCGUUAUUGCCGACGACGAGUACUGCCCGAAGCAAGGCUCCCGGUUUCCGGUGAAGUGGACAGCGCCGGAGGCGAUCAUCUACGGCAAGUUCUCGAUCAAGUCGGACGUCUGGUCCUACGGCAUCCUUCUGAUGGAGCUGUUCACGUACGGACAAGUGCCCUAUCCGGGCAUGCACAGCCGCGAGGUGAUCGAGAACAUCGAGCGCGGAUUCCGCAUGCCGAAGCCGACAAAUCACUACUUCCCGGACAACAUCUACCAGCUGCUGCUGCAGUGCUGGGAUGCCGUGCCCGAGAAGCGGCCCACGUUCGAGUUCUUGAACCACUACUUCGAGUCCUUCUCGGUCACGUCCGAGGUGCCGUAUCGAGAGGUGCAAGACUAAGCCAAGAGUCCAGCCUAAUCACAAUCACGAACACACCCACACAUCACCUUGACACCCUCACUCAGCCACACAACCACACGUCGUACGAUAUAUAAAUAUAGUAUAUAAAGUUAUACAUACAUAUUAUACAUUUAUAUGCAUAUUUACUAUAAUUCUUAAGACUUUUUAAUGGCAUAGUUGCAUACCAACAAACCAACCAACCAACCAACACACGUGCAUCCACACGAACUCUAUAUGUAUGGUAUAUGUAUGUGUUUAAGCGUAUCUAAACAAUUCAGAAAAAAAAUCUAAAAAAAAAAUCAACAAAAAAAAACGUAAAUUGGAAGAACUACAUUUUAUAUUUUACACGCAAAACUAUUUUAUAAUUUAUAUACCUAACUGUAUGUACUAUGGAAAUAGAAAGUAUUUAACUAGUUUUGUAAGCUUAACGAGAUAACCGAUGAUGUGGGCGGAGAAAGCUGGCAACUCUAUUGAAUUUCAAGUCGAAUACAGCUACGAUUCAACGAUACUUUAAUCGGUGCUUAGGUUUUAUGUAUAAACAAUCCAAUCCACUCUACAACUAGAACUCUUUGAUCUUAUCCUCCCUUUGCUGAAUACCUUCUUCUGAUACUUUCCACGAAACCGAACACAAACACACACAGACACCAGAACCACUACCAAGACUAUCUACUAAGCCAAGAAUUAUUUGACUCAAUCAUCCGAAUCGAAA